Molecule: messenger RNA, 4049 nt
Organism: Vollenhovia emeryi
Lineage: Eukaryota; Metazoa; Arthropoda; Insecta; Hymenoptera; Formicidae
Product: serine/threonine-protein kinase PLK1-like
Exons: 8
Coding region: 1-2535 (844 amino acids)
Biological process (GO): mitotic cell cycle; regulation of cytokinesis; protein phosphorylation
Cellular component (GO): nucleus; spindle pole; centrosome
Molecular function (GO): protein serine/threonine kinase activity; ATP binding; protein binding
Source: RefSeq, a predicted model, not a curated record
AUGUUACCGCCGAGCGUGAUCGACGCGCAGGCCGCAAUGCCGCGCGACGCGGCCGCGAGCGAGCGCGGUUUGCUGUCGGAGAUGGUGUGCGGGGUCGAGCUGCGCUCCGCCGAGGUGGCGGCGGCGACCUGCCGCGUCGCGAGAUACCGCGAGGAGUUCGACGAGACCAUCCGCACCGUCUCGGAGCCGGAGUGCACGAAGCGGAGGGUCGACUCGGCCGGGACCGGCAGCACCAGGUCGGUGCCGGACGGCCGGCCGCGUCCAGGCUUCUCCAAGGGCUCCGCUUCCCUGCAGAGCCUGGUGCGUCGGCGGAGCCGCAGGCACGGCACGUCGCUGCCCUCGGAGAUCGAGCUGUCCUCGCGACAGAUCGUCUAUCCCGCCGUCCCCACGGACAUCGUUCUCAAGGACGUCGGCGUGAGCGGCGGCAGCGCGGCGGCGAUGUUCCGGAACGAGGAGGACACGCGGACGGCAACCUCCUCGGCGCAGCCGUCGACUUCGAGGGGCGACAACAACCCGGCUCAGGACGCCUCCACGUCGGCCAGCAACGUCGCCGCCACCACCACCGCCGCCACCACCACCACGAGCGGCAAUGUCACCUCGAACGGCGGCCGCUUCGGCAACGUACCGAUUUCACUGUCGGCUUCGAGGACGACCGGCGCCGCGAAACCGGGCCCCUCCACGUCCUCUUCCUGGAACAACUCCACCGAGCAGGAGAGCGACUACGUCGUCGACCCCGUGCAGGGGAACGCCUACUACAAGGGACAGUUUCUGGGAAAGGGUGGUUUCGCGAGGGUCUACCUGAUGACUGACGUUAGUAACGGGAAUCAGUACGCGUGCAAGAUCAUCCCGAAGAAUCGGAUGCAGAGGAUCCACAUGCAGAAGAUCGCGCGUGAGAUCAUGAUCCACAAAGAGCUGAAUCAUGUGAACGUCGUCCAGAUGCAUCACUACUUCGAGGACAAUCUCAACGUGUACAUGCUCCUAGAGGCCUGCCCACGAAAGAGCUUGAUGCACGUGCUGAAGUACCGUGGCAAAGUCACGGAACCGGAAGCACGUUACUACAUGAAGCAAAUGGUGACCGGCGUCGCAUACAUCCACUCACAGAAAGUUGUUCACCGGGACCUGAAGCCGGGCAACAUGUUCCUAUCGGACCGGAUGAUCGUCAAGAUCGGUGACUUCGGGCUGGCGACCAGGCCCGACGGCCAGCGCAGACGAGUGACGAUAUGCGGCACGCCAAACUACAUUGCUCCGGAAGUGCUGUACAAGCAAGCGUACAGUUACGAGGCGGAUGUUUGGGCGCUGGGCUGCAUAUUGUACGCCCUGCUGGUAGGGCAGCCGCCCUUCGACACGGCCACACUCAAGGAAACUUACGCCAGGAUCUGCAACAAUCAUUAUCGCGAGGUCGACGACAGUAUCGCGAGUAGAAGCGGCCAGGACUUGAUCAGGUGGCUGCUGCAAUCCAAUCCCGAGCUACGACCGAGCUUGGAGAGGGUGAAGGAGCACGCCUAUCUCACCAAGGAAUACGUGCCUGCGUCUUUACCCCAUACUUGCUGUUACCAGAUGCCACCGGCGUCGAUCAUUGAGCCACCCUCGUCGCCGUCCUCGAUGUCCACGGUCGCCAGGAAUCCGGAAAUGAAGGCACAGCAACAGUCGAUUCAGACUCAGCAGGCGCAACAGCAGUCGCAGCACCAGCAAGUGCUGAAUCGCUCGCAGAAGAGCCUGCAGAAGGAAUCCAAGGUCUCCAGCUGGCUCGUCAGGAAACUACCCAAACUGCCGCGAUUCCGGCAACGGCUCAGCAGCGUGCUAUGCCCGGAUCACAAGAAGACCGGCCUCGUGGCACAAAGCGUGCAAAUGCAUCGCGCACUAGAGGCGUGCGUGCCGGAGAUGAAGCGGAAUAACACGUGCAAUCCGCCGACCGUAGAGGACAUCGUGCCGCUCUUCGUCACCAAGUGGAUCGAUUACUCGAACAAGUACGGGCUGGGCUUUCAACUCUCCGACAGGUCGGUUGGCGUUCUCUUCAACGACAACACGAAGAUCAGCUACACUCACGAUAGAAGAAGAGUGGAAUAUAUGACGACCGACGACGAGGUGACGCGAUAUCACCGGGAGAGGGACGUUCCGGCGCCGUUGCAAAAGAAGCUCGAAUUACUUCGUCAUUUUACCGAAUACAUGGACGAUUUCUUGACAGAAGGUGGUGAGCUGAAAAAAUACCGCGCGCCGCCGAGGCAGUCGAAAAACGCUUGCGUGCCGCGCAUGAGACGGUGGCUGCGUACGGACAAGGCCAUCGUGAUGGAGCUAACGGUACCACUCCUGCAAGUGAACUUCUUCGUGGACCACACGAAAAUGGUGGUGUCGCAGGAGUCCGCGGGAGGAAGGGGCUACCUGAUCACUUACAUCGACACGGGCCGACACGCGUCCUCUUAUUGGCUGAACGACCUGCGUGACCUCGGCUGCACCCCGGAUCUCUACGAGCGUCUCUACUACGUCUGCAAGGUGACGCGCGAGUUCGCCGAGCUGGACAACAACACGAUCGCCUGAUGAUCGCCGCCGGAUUCUCGGGGGACGCGCGCCGUGGUUCGCCCAAGAACCGCUCAGGCGGCCGAAAUAGCAGCGAGAUCCCUCAGAUACCUGUUUUAGCUCUCACCCAAGCAACUUAUUCUUUUCCACAAAGCGGCAGUCAAAUGUCGCCGAUAAAAUUCUUCAGCUAUAAAAAGUCGAUAAUUAUUAAUUGCCGCGGUCGAAUCUUUUUAUUUUUAAAUAUUAAUUACCACGAUGAGAGAAGCAGAAACACCCGUUUAUCUCUCUCUUUCUCUCUCAGGACAGUUAAGGAAAUAGCGGUGGAGCAAGUACGUCACGAUACGUAUACCGUUACGCGCAGCAUUUCUUGGGGAGAAGAAGGGGGCACCGUAAAUAAGAAUGUCACGCGUUUAAGUUCGCGAGAAGGUGUGUCUUGCGAAAGACCGCGCGGCGCAAGUGCUUCCGUUGAUUUAUAAAUCCGCAUGUCGUCCUCCACAAAGCCCGCGGAGUUCGUCCUGCGAGCCCGUGGCCCAUUCCGGCAGAUCUUCUCUGGAAACAAAGUUAAUUUUCCCACGUGAUUGAAGACUAGUAGACUAGCAAGUAAUCGGUUAGCCUGCCAUCGUCGCAGCGACGAUGUGCGUUUCGUGAGUCCAAGUAGAUAUAUUAGCUGUGUGUCGUUCCUCUCGAAUGAAUAUUACGCCGCGAAAGCGGAAUACACCUGAAAUCCCGAAAAAAAACAACAAACUAGCUACGCACUAUUUUUACGCACAGCGGCAUUUUUACACGUAGAUCCCUCGUUCUCGUGGCGAGAAUCGUUCAACGGAAAUUAUCGAGAUUAAUGUGAUAUGAACGUCGUAACUAGUUACGAGAUACAUAUGUAUGUCCGGUGACACUUUUCAUCGUACGAAACGCGAGACGGUCACAGCUAGGAGAGUGUCAACUGCAUUGCUACUACCUCUGUUGAAUAGGUAGCACAGGUAGCUGUUAGUAUAUUUAUUUUUCACGGCGCAGAUCUCCCUAGUUCAGUGCCUAUAUAUCGAGUAAGUAAGAUUGACAUCCGGUAGAUUAGUUUCGGGUAAAUAUAGUUUUAUUACACAUUCGCGAUCGCACGCGGCGUGCAAAGUAUAGUGUCGUUCGGAACAACGGGGAUUUUUCCCACGUAACUCUUUCUCUCUGCUGGAAGCGCGCUGUUAUCGAAAUCUGAGCUCCACUUCGCGAUUCGUUGUUAAGACACCGCGUUGCCUGUACCGAAUUACGCGUGGGAAAAGUCAAAUAGAUCUUUUUAACGUUGGGUAUUUAAGGGGAAUAAUAGCUCAACCAACACAAGAAAGUCGAACGAACGUUUUUUGCGCAAGUUCUAUUCUCCGCUCUCUACUCGAGAUAUCUUUUCGGACUGUUCGAACGUGUUUAAAAAACAAAUUGUUCUCCCCCACGAUUCUGAGACAUGAGAUUGUGGAACGCCGGAAGGGAUGAGUCUGCCCUAGCGGAAAAAAUUUCUAUAAAUAACUACAAAAAAUUGACUUGAAAUAGAAAUU